Scleropages formosus (Asian bonytongue) is the source of this 4332-nucleotide messenger RNA. It is a transcript of the gene cwc22, whose product is annotated as CWC22 spliceosome associated protein homolog. Gene Ontology annotation, biological process: mRNA splicing, via spliceosome. The transcript is spliced from 21 exons. Gene Ontology annotation, cellular component: catalytic step 2 spliceosome. Gene Ontology annotation, molecular function: protein binding; RNA binding. The coding region runs from base 17 to 3163 and encodes 1048 amino acids. The record is from RefSeq and is a predicted model, not a curated record. NCBI's taxonomy places the organism in Eukaryota, Metazoa, Chordata, Actinopteri, Osteoglossiformes, Osteoglossidae.
CUGAGAACUUGGAAAGAUGGCGGCGGAAUCGAACGAGGCAGAAAUCGAAACGGGCUUGUGUCUCGCUUCAAAAGAGGAGACCUCCAGUUCAGGCACCAUGGAUGCACCCCAGGGGAGAUGCAGCAGGACCCCCUCGGAGGAGUUUGGCAAAGAGGAUGUUGAAGAUGGGAAGAGUGGAGAGGAGUCGGAGGGCGAUGGCAGCCCCGAAAAAGCGGAGCCAGGCCGCAGACCCCGGGCAAGGAGCAGCGGGCCUUCUUCCAAAGGCAGCAGUGACGGGGACUCGAGUGACGAAGACAGUGACGGCAGCGAGGACAGUGACGCAGGUGGCCGCCACAGGAUGAAGAGCAGGGUGGCUCACAUCCGGCAUGGCUUAGGUGAUGACAGCAGGGACCAACGUGGGAGCUCCUCCCCAGAGAAAAGGGAUGGUGACCCGCGAUCGCGGUCUAGAUCGCGUUCCAGGCCCCGGUCCUUUCACAGCCGGGAGAGGGAGAGGUCUGAAGAUCGGGACCGGUGGUACCAGAGGGGACGCCGUGGGACUGACAGAAACAGCGACAGAGAACGGUAUCCUAGCAGGGACUGGGAUCGGGAGCGCUACCGUGACCGCGAGCGGGACCGGGAACGCUACGAGCGCCGUUCUAGCAGAGACAGGGAAAGGAGCCGCAGAGAGCGCUCUAGCCGAGAGAGGGAGGUGGAGUCUAGGAGGAGGGGCAGGUCACCCUCCCCGGCCCAGCUGGAUGGUCCCCCGACAGAGGAGCCUGCGGUGAAGAAGAAGAAAGAGGAGCUGGACCCCAUUUUAACUCGGACAGGCGGGGCUUACAUUCCCCCCGCGAGACUGCGCAUGAUGCAGGCCCAGAUCACAGACAAGGCCAGUCUGGCUUACCAAAGGAUGAGUUGGGAGGCUUUGAAGAAGUCAAUCAACGGUCUCAUUAACAAGGUGAACGUCUCCAACAUCGCCAACAUUAUCCACGAGCUCCUACAGGAGAACAUUGUGAGGGGGAGGGGGCUCCUGGCCCGCUCCAUUCUACAGGCCCAGGGCGCAUCUCCCAUUUUCACCCAUGUCUACGCAGCUGUGGUGGCCAUCAUCAACUCCAAGUUCCCCCAGAUCGGAGAGCUCAUCCUGAAGAGGCUGAUCCUUAAUUUCCGCAAGGGUUACCGUAGGAAUGACAAGCAACAGUGUUUGACAGCAUCCAAGUUUGUCGCACACCUCAUCAAUCAGAAUGUGGCUCACGAGGUCCUGUGCCUCGAGAUGCUGACCCUACUGUUGGAGCGACCCACGGACGACAGCGUGGAGGUGGCCAUCAGCUUCCUGAAGGAGUGUGGUCUCAAGCUGACUGAGGUCUCCCCAAGAGGCAUCAAUGCCAUCUUCGAGAGGCUGCGCAACGUCCUCCACGAGUCAGAGAUCGACAAGCGUGUUCAGUACAUGAUUGAGGUGAUGUUUGCGAUCCGCAAGGAUGGCUUCAAGGACCACCCUGUUAUCUCAGAAGGGCUGGACCUGGUGGAGGAGGAUGACCAGUUCACUCAUAUGCUCCCGUUGGAGGACGACUAUAACCCAGAGGACGUCCUAAAUGUUUUCAAGAUGGAUACCGACUUCCUCGGAAACGAGGAGAAGUAUAAAGAAAUUAAAAAGGAGAUCCUGGACGAGGGGAGCAGCGGCUCUGGCUCCGGCGAUGACGGGGAAGGCAGCGACGAAGACGAAAAUGACGAGGAAGCGGAGGAGGAGGGCGGAGAUGAACAAGACAAAGUCACCAUCUUUGACAAGACAGAAGUAAAUCUGGUUGCGUUUCGCAGAACCAUCUACCUUGCCAUCCAGUCCAGCUUGGACUUUGAAGAAUGUGCUCACAAACUAAUAAAGAUGGACUUCCCUGAGAGCCAAACGAAAGAGUUAUGCAACAUGAUUCUGGACUGCUGUGCCCAGCAGAGGACCUAUGAGAAGUUCUUUGGACUUCUGGCUGGGCGUUUCUGUCUGCUGAAGAAAGAGUACAUGGAAAGUUUUGAAGCCAUAUUCCAGGAGCAGUAUGAAACCAUUCAUCGCCUCGAGACCAACAAGCUGCGAAACGUUGCCAGAAUGUUUGCGCACCUUUUGUAUACAGAUUCGAUUCCAUGGAGUGUGCUCGAGUGCAUAAAAAUGAGUGAAGACACCACCACCUCCUCCAGUAGAAUCUUUGUGAAGAUCCUGUUCCAGGAACUCUGUGCCUACAUGGGCCUUCCGAAAUUGAACGAACGUCUGAAGGAUCUCACAUUGCAGCCAUUCUUUGAGGGCCUCUUUCCACGAGACAAUCCUAGGAACACAAGAUUUGCGAUCAACUUCUUUACCUCCAUCGGUCUGGGUGGCCUUACGGAUGAGCUCCGUGAGCACCUGAAGAAUGCGCCCAAAAUGAUCAUGACACAGACACAGGAGGUAGAUUCCUCGGAUUCCGACUCCUCCUCCUCAGAUAGCACAUCCUCAGACAGUAGCAGUGACAGCGACAGCAGCAAUGACUCUUCCAGCGAGUCCCCAUCUGAGUCCUCAUCUGACAGCAGUAGCAGCAGCUCAGACUCAGACGCAAGACGGAAGAAGAAGGUCCACAGUAAGAAGGACAUGCGUGCUGGGAAACCCCCGUUUGAGGAACAGUCCAGCAGAAGGCACAAGAACCGGGCCCAAGAUGCCAUUAGCGAGGACCAUUAUCAGGCCUCCCGCCACAGGGAACGGGAGCGCGACCUGGAACAGCACACCCACAUCGACCGUAGCCGUGAUCGUGACCACGCAGACCACAACCGGGACAACCGUGACCGUAUCGAUCGGGAUGACCGAGACCGAGCUGACCGUGGGCACGACAACGUGGAUCAGCCCCGUAAGCACGACAACGUGGAUCAGCCCCGUAAGCACAACCGGGAUCGUGACAACAGGCACCUGGACUCGCAGAAGCCCAGCAACAGUGUGAGAAAUGGCUCCCGCUCGCAGAGGGACAGAGAGGAACACAGGAUUCGGGAGAAGGAGCCCGAGAGUCGCAGCAGACAGAGGUCAAAGUCAAGAGAGAGGAGCCGUAAGGAAGCCGACUCCAGGGACUCGCACAGGAACGGUGUGGAGAGGUCGGACAAGGAAAACCAGCACUCCGACAGGUACAGAGAGUCGAGGAGGAAUGAGGAGCGCAGCAGAGACAGCUCUCCCAGAAGGCGGAGAUAGCCUGAGGUGGGGGCGGAGCAAGCAAGUCAUUGCAAACUAGAGUACUAGUAAAUUUGACCAGCUGGUGGUUUAUCCCCAUGUAGUUUAACGUAAAACUUUUCCUCCCUUCUAAAAAAAAAAAAAAAAAAAAAAAAAAGCAUUGCCUUGAAUUAAGUUUUUGUAAAAUGUCAAGAAAAAUGUUGCUUAAAACUAAUGAAAAGUAAGUUUUGCUUUAAGAGAAAUUUAUUUGGGGGUUUUUAGGGUCUAGAGUGCUGCUCUAGAGGGCCUGGAGUUUGUCAACAUUUCUUUGUAUUGCGCAAAACGGAGUAAAAGCACCCUUAAGCGCUGUUGAUUUGGGGACUGCGUUGUUCAGAAUAUUGGGGGAAUUACUGGAACCUUUGUUACAAAUUUGGAAGCAAUAUUAUUUUUUGUAAAGGGAAUAUGUUUUGUAAAGGGCACACUAGUCAUGCAAAAGUUUGCUCACAGUAGUUUACCAUUCUGUGAAGAAGGAAACACGGUUCCUUAAUUUGUGCCUGCUGUACAGCUUUCAGAGUUUCUCCUUGGAUAACAAAGUCCUUCGCUGGUGCCCAAGAGGACAUUUUACCUGUUCAAACAUUUAUUUGUAAUACAGAAUCACAUGAUUAUUAAUCAUAUCACCCUGCAAUCUGAUAGUAAGUAGAAAAAGUACAGAAAAGCUCAGUGCAGGUUUUAAGGUAUUAGAAACUAGGCUGAAUUGGGCAUUGAAUAGCAGUUGUGUACAUUUCUGGAAAAAAAAAAAAAAAAGAAUAGGGAUUGAUUUGUGAUUCCUGCCAAUUGGGAAUGUUUCUAAUACAAGUAUGGAAGGUACUUGACUGAUUUGUAAAGUGAAUUGAUCAUGUCACUCUUUGGGGGGUUUGUAUGUAAAGGCUUGUGAAAGAUGCUCAUCUGACUGAGUAGUUUAUAACGAUAUUUGUUCUCUGUGUCUCAGUGCUGAAAUGAAUGGACCAGCGGACACACUCACAAUACCGACUACUUUGACUUUGUACGUUGCUUGUGGCAGUUUUUUCUUUCCAUCCCAUGAAAUUGGAAAGUUUUCUUGUGUAUCUUACUAUAUUUCUCAUUUAUUUGGUGUACUGUCUUCAAACAAUUUUAUAUACAUAUAUAUAAAUUUGCUGCAUUCAGUGAACAGUUUUAAUGAAUGUGUAGUAUUU